This is a messenger RNA of Ostrea edulis (European flat oyster), 1310 nucleotides long. Its product is annotated as putative methyltransferase DDB_G0268948. NCBI's taxonomy places the organism in Eukaryota, Metazoa, Mollusca, Bivalvia, Ostreida, Ostreidae. The record is from RefSeq and is a predicted model, not a curated record. The transcript has 6 exons. Gene Ontology annotation, molecular function: S-adenosylmethionine-dependent methyltransferase activity. The coding region runs from base 120 to 980 and encodes 286 amino acids.
UUAAAAAUUAUAGAGAAAAAAGGGCAUGGUGCAAGUAAAAAGGGCAUGCCAGCCAAAAAGGGCAUGGUGCAGUGCCAUGCUAGUUUGCUUUAGAUUUAACACUAACCGGUUGCAUUAUAAUGCAGUCACGAUUUGCUAAAAUUUACCAUCAAAGAGUUUUGAAACGUCAGAUUCAUCUAGCAGUGUUGACACUCUGUCGGAAUAUGGAACUCUUUGUGGGCUCAGAGCACUCUGAAACAUAUCAGAAGUACAGGCCCACAUAUCCCCCCGCAAUGUAUGAUUUCAUUGCUGAAUACUGUAAGACUGGCACUGGUUCUUUGGGCUCGGCAGUGGAUGUUGGGUGUGGGACCGGCCUUAGCACCUUUCCCCUGUGUAAGUACUUUCAGAGUGUGAUUGGCACCGAUGUAAGCGAGACCCAGAUAAACACAGCACAGACAACACACAGACAAAGUAACUUAUCAUUCUGUACCAGUAAGGCCGAAUCCUUGGCAUUCCUGUCUGACUGUAGUGUGGACCUGGUUACCGUUGCCCAGGCAAUGCAUUGGAUAGAACAGGAACCUUUCUACAGAGAGGUAAAAAGGAUACUGCGCCCCGGAGGUAGUCUAGUGGUAUAUGGGUAUGGUGUCUGUACACUAGAUAACAGUGAUGCUGACAAGAUCAUAGAUAAGUUCUACAGAAACGAUCUGAAGGGAUUCUGGGAUUCCAGAAGACAUCAUAUUGAGAAUAUGUAUCAGGAAAUAUGUCUUCCCUUCCCUGGCUGGGAAAGAAAUUUAGAUUUCAUCAUGCAGAACAAGUGGUCGACACAUGAAAUGGUGGGCUAUUUAUCUACUUGGUCAGCUUGGAGGCAAUAUCUAAAACAGAGCCCUGGGUCAGGAUUACUGGUAGAUAUACAACAUCAACUAGAUGAUGUCUACCAAGGUCGAGAGCUGACCAUCUCGUGGCCUGUGUUUAUUUUAUUGGGAAGAAAAGCAUUAAAAUAGGAAAGGAGACUGAACAUUGAUUGAUUCCAAUUAUAUAAUUAUAUACUUCAACUGACGCUCCCUCAACUUGUCUCUUGUUAACCAAAGAUGAAAAGUCAAUUAGUUGUAUGUGUUUAUCAGGGAAAUGCAUAUACAUGUUAAUGAGAUGUACCGGUGUCUGGCAUUUUAGAGGUUGUAAAUCAGGAUUUUCUGUUAUUUAGAAUAUGUACAUAUAUAUGUGUGUGCAUUGUUUAUGAUUUUAAUGUACAUGUAUAUUAUAGAUUACUUGUUAAUUAUGUAUAUUCAAUAUUUUUGUUACAAUAAUUGAAAAUAUAUAUGAUAUAAAAGCUG